AUGGAGGCAGAGCUGAGCAGAAGGACAAGAAACGGAUGGACGGCAAACCACUCAGACGAGAACCUUCUGGACAUCAUGGACAGAAGAAAUCAGAUCCUUCUUCUGAAGCAUAAUGCCAUGAGCGGGCCACAAGGCGCGGAGAGAUGGCCCAAAGUCGCAACCGGAUGGCAACCGAGAACUGGUCAAUGGAGCCGAGGACAGCCGAAGAAACUAAGAUUUGACGAAGAACAAGACGCCCUGAAGACAUACAUCGACAGCGAAAGCAUUUGUUGA
This is a messenger RNA of Caenorhabditis sp. 36 PRJEB53466, 273 nucleotides long. The record is from the annotation of a GenBank genome assembly. Lineage: Eukaryota; Metazoa; Nematoda; Chromadorea; Rhabditida; Rhabditidae.